Molecule: messenger RNA, 1656 nt
Organism: Suillus clintonianus
Lineage: Eukaryota; Fungi; Basidiomycota; Agaricomycetes; Boletales; Suillaceae
Exons: 6
Coding region: 110-1543 (477 amino acids)
Biological process (GO): cyclic threonylcarbamoyladenosine biosynthetic process
Cellular component (GO): mitochondrial outer membrane
Molecular function (GO): tRNA threonylcarbamoyladenosine dehydratase activity; ubiquitin-like modifier activating enzyme activity
Source: RefSeq, a predicted model, not a curated record
GUAGUUGCCUCUACCAAGGAACAAUGUGGCCACUGGCACUGACUCGGACAUUUCGCGUUGCUGAUUUACACUUGACUUGUCUUUGAUCAGUGAUCACGAUCUCUCAUUCAUGAACGUCUUUUCUGCGCACUCACACAGGACACAGCUAAUUCUAGCAGCUGUAUCAGCAUCUUUACUGACGUCGGGCCUGUUUACUGCAUAUAAUGCUUAUAUUCGACGCGAACGGAGACGCAGUCUCGAUCGAGACAUCCUCAGGUCAAUAACAGAUCAGGAUGAAGGCUCAAAACAACGCUUGAGACCAAAGGACGACGAGCCAUUGGAUGAACAAAUUCUCCGCAUUGGUGUUAACGGGCACAACGAAGAGUUGGUCAGGGAGCAGCUCGCGCGGUGCUAUGCAUUUUUCGGGGAUGAGGGCAUGGCACGCGUUCGGGAAAAGUCUGUUGUGGUCGUUGGCUGUGGUGGUGUCGGUAGCUGGGCGGCAGUCAUGUUGGUCAGGUCAGGCGUGUCGAAGAUCCGACUGGUGGACUUUGACUAUGUGACGCUUUCCUCGUUGAACCGACAUGCUACGGCUGUGCUUGCAGAUGUAGGAACGCCUAAGGUGGGAUGUAUUGAGCGGACGCUCAAGCAGAUCUCCACAUGGGUGGAUGUGGACAGCCGCGUUGAGAUUUGGAGGAAGGAAGACGGAGGGAGGUUGCUGGAGGGAGCAGAUUGGGUCAUCGACGCAAUAGAUAACAUCACCACCAAAGUCGACUUGCUGAAGUAUUGUCAUGAGCAUAAUAUCAAAGUGUUCUCGUCUAUGGGUGCUAGCGCAAAGGCAGAUCCUACACGAAUUCAGAUUAGUGACAUCUCGUACACGAUGUACGACCCUCUCGCACGUUCUGUUCGGCGCAGGUUACGGCUGCAGGGUGUAUCCUCAGGAAUUCCUGUGGUUUAUUCUACAGAAGUCCCAGGAGAUGUGAAGCUACUCCCCCUGCCCGAAGAAGAAUUCCAGAAAGGUGACGUCAAAGAACUUGGAGUAUUCGAUGAUUUCAGGGUGCGAAUAUUACCAGUCCUCGGCCCCUUGCCAUCUCUUUUCGGGCUGCACAUAGCAACCUUCAUCCUCUGUGAGAUGGCCGGAAACCCAAUUCUGAACCCUUUGCCCAUAAAGAAUCGCAAGAAGCUCUACGAGCGCCUCCUUCGUGAUCUAUUGCAUCGUGAAUCGAAGUUUGUUGGGGAGCCGAUCAAUAAAUUACCUAUCGACGAAGAUGACGUCGCAUUGAUAUUUGAGGACCUGCAUCUCGGUCGUUCCGUCGUGCCUCCACACGCUGUCCCUGCACACCCGGCACUUCUGCGGUGGGAUCCAGCUAAACCACUUACCCCAGAAAACUGUGUGGUUUUUGAUUCUACGGAGGUGGAGAAGCACGUAAGAGAGUGCUUGGCACCGCGGACCGAGGAAGCGCAUCCGAGAAAAACCCCGAGAGAUGUGUGGGGAGACGAAGUUCAGGCUGUUGUGGAACGUCAUGCAGCCGACGUGGCAAAAUACAGAGCGUGGGUUGGGCUAUAACAAGAGCCUUGAGUAGCACACACGGUCAGCAUCUGGAAAAUCACUAUGGAUCGAGUAUAUCGAUCAUAUCAGAAAGCCUCGUUUUCUGAUAGAAUUAUAACUGCGGCGCAUAG